Aspergillus oryzae RIB40 is the source of this 618-nucleotide messenger RNA. RefSeq lists its product as uncharacterized. The transcript has a single exon. The coding region runs from base 1 to 618 and encodes 205 amino acids. The record is from RefSeq and is a predicted model, not a curated record. Lineage: Eukaryota; Fungi; Ascomycota; Eurotiomycetes; Eurotiales; Aspergillaceae.
AUGCUAGCCUUCCUGCAUGAACACGGGGUCUACCUGAUGGAUUUCAGCUCGAGCACGAUAUGGAUACGUGAUGAUCUCUCGAUUGCACUAUCAGGAUUUGUGAACGCAACCAUCCCGACAGAUGAAUGGCCCUACUCUCCUGACGGGACGAGAUACGAAACAGAGAUCUAUUACCCAACCAAUCCCGACAGUGGGCACCCAGAGCUCAGUCCGAAGAUCGAUCUCUCGGAUUGGGCGACCUUUGUCUGGCAAUUGAUGCGAAAGGAUGCGUCCAGUCAUAGAGCGAAGAGGUGGGCGAUGCCUACCGAUCCAUUGGAUCCGGCAGAGAUGCCCAGGGAGGUGAAUGUAUGGGAGUACCAUAAGCAACGGCUGAAGGAAGGCAAGCUACAGCUUUUAGAAGAGGAACGAUUGGGUCCGAUGCUGGUUAAGGCCUGGAAGGGGAAAUAUGAAAAUGCUCAGGAGAUCCUGCAAGAGGUACGAUCGUAUCUCCAGCAGAUUGGGGUUCAGAUGGACGGAGAGGAUGAGGUCCUUCUAGAUGAUGGGCGAAAGUGGGAGGAUGUAUUCACGGUAGUCCCGACAGAUGGCGCCCGCUGGGGUCGGGAGAUUAGAUAUAAAUAA